Messenger RNA from Beta vulgaris subsp. vulgaris (sugar beet), 441 nucleotides. RefSeq lists its product as uncharacterized. Gene Ontology annotation, biological process: negative regulation of catalytic activity. Bases 1 to 441 code for a protein of 146 amino acids. The record is from RefSeq and is a predicted model, not a curated record. The transcript has a single exon. Gene Ontology annotation, molecular function: enzyme inhibitor activity. Lineage: Eukaryota; Viridiplantae; Streptophyta; Magnoliopsida; Caryophyllales; Amaranthaceae.
AUGGGGCGUGUGUUGUUGAUGUUAUUGCCUCUUACUCUAAGCCUCAUCCUACAACCAUAUGCAGCCGAUGCCCUCAGCGUUCGAGGCCUUCCAAUACUCAGCAAGAAAAACCCUGGCAAAGGACCGAAUCCCCUAAUAAAAAAGGCAUGUGCUACGGCACAAUUCAAACAAUCAUGCAUUCAGACAAUCACCGCACAACCAGGAAGUGCCACCGCGGAUUUAAAGACCCUGGCAUUCAUCUCUCUUAACACAACUAAGGCUCUAGGAUCCAGAAUUGCUGCUUGGGUUGGUGACAAGCUGGAGGACCAAGAGUCGAUGGGUCCUCGCAUCGAGCAGGACUUGACGGAUUGCAACGAUCAGUACACUGAUGCAAUGGCCCAACUCGAGGACUCGUUGGUUGCCUUCUUCUCUAUACUUAUAAAGAUGUUAAGACUUGGAUGA